Vigna unguiculata (cowpea) is the source of this 1418-nucleotide messenger RNA. RefSeq lists its product as uncharacterized. Lineage: Eukaryota; Viridiplantae; Streptophyta; Magnoliopsida; Fabales; Fabaceae. The record is from RefSeq and is a predicted model, not a curated record. Gene Ontology annotation, molecular function: polysaccharide binding.
UCUGAGUCAAAGUCUACGUUUUAAGUAUCAUUUAUGUCUUGAAACAAUUUUGUUGUUAUGUAUUGAGUGUGUGUUGUUUUGGAUAUCAGUAUCUAACUCGGAUUUCUUUGCAUUUGAAUUGAAUGAGAAACAGUUUGGUGACGAUGCGGAGAGAGAGAGCAUUGUUCCUCCUACUGCUACUUCUACUCCUACAUCUCCACCACCAUAUCUGUGCUUCCAAGGAAGAGCAAGAACACGUUUGUCCCCCUUCUUCCUGUGGCAAAAUCACCAACAUAAGUUAUCCAUUUCGAUUAAAAGGCGACCCAGAGAAGUGCGGUAACAAAAGGUAUGAGCUUGGUUGUGAGAAUAAUGUUACGGUGUUGUAUCUGUACUCUGCAAAAUACCAUGUGGAGGCAAUAAACUACAAGAACUACACAGUGAGAGUGGUUGAUCCUGCACUUCAACUCCAUAACUGCUCCUCCCUUCCUCUCCGUUCUCUAUCUCGCUCCAAUUUCUCUGAUACUUACGAUUACUACACGGAUCCAUACCAAGCCGGUCUAAGUUCAUAUGAAAAUAGGGAAUAUCUGAUUUUCGAGCAUAUAGUGUUUCUGAGUUGUAACCAUUCGGUGAGAGAGAAUGGGAAGUUUGUGAAAACAGAAGAAUGCGUGAAGUGGGACUCAAAGGGCUAUGCAUAUGCUGUUGGUGGUGACCUGAAAGCUGCAGACAUGGAAGUUGGGUGUGACAUAAAGCUUGUUGCUCCGACAUCUUUGAGGACUUUCAAUAACCAUUCCUACACUUCCAUGCACUGGAGCUUGGCCUAUGGAUUUGAGAUUUCUUGGGUACAACUCGCAUGUGAUAAUUAUUGUCCAGAUGGAUUCUGCUAUUUCGACUCUGCGAGCCAGAAUCUUGAUUGCCGAAAAGGGUUAUUGGGGGCAGCAAUUCUAGCAGCUGAUCCUUAAGCUUAAUAGUUAUGAGUACAACAAUAAAACAAUGGAUGUUGGCAUCAUGAAAUCAAUGGAUGUUGACUUCAUGAAAUCAGGGGGAGAUUGUUAGCAUAAAAUUAUUUUGGUGCAUAGAAAUUUGAUGAAGAUAUGAAAGAAUGAUACAGGUUUGAUGAAGAUAUGAAGAAUUGAUGAAGGUUGAUUGAUCUAAUCAAGCUUCAAGUGGAAAUUGAACUAGACUAAAUGCAAAGUUCUUCAAGCUUGAAAAUGGAGCUUCACUUGAAGACUAUUUGACAUAAAAUAGGUUUCUUGUGUCUGGUUGUAGCCCUUCAAUUUGUUAAAAUGGUUUUUAAUAGGUUAAAUGACUUGUUGUUAUAGUUUUGCAAGUAACAUAUUUGAUUGACUGAAAUAUUAUUUGAUCGACUGAAAUAUUAUUCAAUCAGCUGAUUUCACUUAGGUUAAGUGAAAUCAACAAAUUGAACAUAGUGAAGCAUUCUA